Molecule: messenger RNA, 4208 nt
Organism: Cryptotermes secundus
Lineage: Eukaryota; Metazoa; Arthropoda; Insecta; Blattodea; Kalotermitidae
Gene: SiaT
Product: beta-galactoside alpha-2,6-sialyltransferase 2
Exons: 6
Coding region: 124-1575 (483 amino acids)
Molecular function (GO): sialyltransferase activity
Source: RefSeq, a predicted model, not a curated record
GAACUAGAUGAAGCAGCUGAUCGGAGGAAGCUGUGGAAGAAAUGUUGCGGGUUGGAGAUGAUUGUAAUUCCCAUGCCGCGGAGGUAAUUCAGGAUUAGUUUAGCCUCUCAAGAUGUAGUCGGAAUGAGGGCAAUAGCGGUGUCUGUGUGGAUCUUUAUUAAUCUAGUGUUUUUGGGUAUGUGUGGAUACAUAUAUUUGCUAUGGUCACAAUAUUGGCAAUAUGUUGAGAGGCAGCAGGAGCACAUGGCCGGGCUCAUGAACAAUGCUCGGUCCGGCGGUGGAGGCGUCAGCCAGAUAUUCUACUACAACCACGACACUUUCACGUCUACAACAGACCCAGAUGCCAUUGUCAUUUCAUCUGGGAACAGAAGCAAUGCCUUAUCCAAGCAUCACAGCAAUGACAAACCUGGCAACAGAACUUAUGUUGGGCGCUUUCCAGUGAAUGUGGUCCUACGUCGACACAGCCAGCCGCGGUUCCCCAAGACGAGAGUCAGUGGGGAUGAGAUAAGGUGUGCAGACUGGAGUGCCACUGAUAAGGUAUCUUCGAGGGUGCUGGCCUACAAGAGCCAGCUGGUUGUUCAGCUACGGCGUGUACUGCUAGAAGAAAGCAGCGUGUUCAAGGCUCGUGGGGACAGUAAUAACCCAUACGACGUGAACUACGUGGGUCCCCGUGGCUCCUACAUUGGAAAGAGUGUGCGUGAGCUGGUGUGUGGCCUCAAGAAGAAGGUGGGCAGUAUACGCGUCAUAAGUGCACUAGACAAGCCAUUCAUGAGCCUGGGCCUCGGGGGACUAUUCCCCAGGGCACCCAUAUUCACUGAAAAGUACAAUACCUGCGCCAUUGUCACUAAUGCAGGCUCACUGUUCGGCUCAGGACUUGGCACUUUCAUCGAUAUGCAUGACAUGGUUCUGAGGUUUAACCAUGCCCCCACAAUUGGCUACGAGGCAGAUGUUGGUAUGAAAACUACACUGCGCAUCGUCAACUCCCAAGUAGUGUCGAAACCCAGCUUCAACUUCAUGACAUCACCCCUCUACCAGAAUGUAAUUUUGCUUGCUUGGGAUCCGAGCAACUACUCUUCCACGCUGGAACAGUGGUACCAGCAGCCAGACUUUGAUGUGUUCACACCAUACUUCGAGCGUCGAAAACUUUACCCAGAGCAGGCCUUCUAUCUGCUGGACCCGCGUUCACAAUGGAUGCUGUGGGACUAUGUCCAGAGCCUCAUUCCAGUCAGAAUACGCAAGAACCCACCCUCAUCAGGCUUCCUGGGACUGGCCCUCAUGCUUCCACACUGUUCACAUGUGGACUUGCUCGAGUAUGUGCCAUCAGUCAGGCUGACCAAGCGCUGCCACUACUGGGACGUAGCUGAAGACUCAUCCUGCACGUUUGGUGUGUGGCAUCCGCUGGCUGCUGAGAAGCUCCUUGCUCUAGCACUGAAUGUGGAUCACCCUAUUUUGAACAACAGUGAUGCCGUUACUGAAAUCUUGUCUGUAACUGUAAAUACACCUACUGUGCUGUAUCAACAUAAUACCAGAUUCAGCUGUGGGUCCUAUACAGUAGUGAGGACAGCCUGCAACUGAGACCAUGGUUGCUGCAGUUUUUCUUCUGUUUGGUGCACCGGCGGUUCUCCUUCUUCAUGUUCAGCUUACCGUCCAGGAAACUGUGAAGCAGCAUAAAUGGACAUAUGCACUCAAUUGAGUAUGAGGGGUGAGCCAUAAAACUGGCCCUAGCGCUGCGACCUUCAAUGGUCUAUUGUGCUUUAUGCAACCAAUUACAUGUCAGUUGUUCUGAUGCAGUGGUACAUUAUGUUUAGGUGAUGCAGUUUUAUUUUCACCAUGUUAGAGAGAUUAUUAUAAUGUAUAUAUUGAAUUUAUUUCACUACUGCCAGAUCUGAGAAUUUGAUACAUUAUUUAAGAUAUAAUUUAUAUGAAAUUUAAAGUAAGAGAAUACUCAGUUUGAUGCCCACCACUGUCAGAUUUCAAACAAAGCAUAUUAAUAGUAUUACUAUGUGCAGUUCAGUGUCAGAUCCAGAAAACAUCUUGAAUGUAAGAAGAUGUUUAAAUUACUUUACCUGGAGUCUAGUCACAUGUAAGGCUACAAGGUGAAGUCUGAAUUGAGAGACAAGCUCAUGCUGGCAGAAAACAUGAAAACCAGAAUUUAUCUAGUUUACAAACUAAUCACAAGACAUCGCAAGGGCAAAUAAAAAAUUGAAGGCUGUUUAUUUAAUGUAACUCAGAAGUGAUAUUGGUAGUACUGUGCUGCGAGUAACGGGAAUACUGACACAAACUUACCAUGGGUGCUUCAUUGAUAGAACGCACAAAAGAACUGUGAUUUGUGAACAGCAGCUGCGAAAGCUGCCGACUUUACAGAAAGAUGUCAGUACAAGCUAGUGGCAAGUUUAAGAAUUGGAAGUAUCUGACUGUCGAUGUGGCACAUUCUGGUUGAUCAGCAAAUGCUAUAUGCAUUGAGAGAUAAAGGAAUAGAUCGAUCACUGUAUCUGGGAUGACAGAAAAAUCAGCAUAUGAAAUGAUCAUCAGUAAUGGAAAUGCAUGUUGCAAGAACAGCUUAAGAGUCCAUCUUUAACGACAUGUUGUUCUGAUUGAGUCAGGAAACUUGUGAAUCUCUGGAACAACCAAUUAGGGCAAAAAGUAUGAUACCCCAGAUCAACGGGUUAUUACAGUCGCAACUUACAAUAAAACAGCCUUUAAUUUGCUGCUUGCCUUUAUGGUCACUUUUGAAGUAACUGAUGUAAGAUGUCAAGAUGAAGUACAAUUUCUUUCCUAUAAUCGAUUUUUUAGCUGCCUGUAAAUUGAUUUUCUUAAAAUGUCUUCUUGUGUUACAUCUAUUUUUUGUUCCUGUUAUAAGACAUAUACUUAUGUUAUAUGUGGGGAGUUACAUGAAUGUUAUUGACACUAUUAAAUCCAGCUGGAACAUAAUUAUGGUUUCUGAUGUCUCCCAUCAGCAUGAAGCAAGGUUUUGCAUUGAAUUUUGUAUUGCUGUUGUGGUACUUUCUGCAGAGGGCUUAGAUUUACAGUAGAAGUUAUAGGAUUCUGCAUAGUGAAAAAUCAGUGAGGUUGUAAAGGAAAAGAGGAAACCCAUGUACCAGUGUGUAAUGCUCUGGUAUCCUGCUGGAUACAGAAAUUUGUUUUUACAACUUCCAUUUAUUUCUGAGACCAGAAUGAGUGAUUUCUUACAAUGGAAGUGUAAUUACAAUAAACAUGACUUUAUGGGGGGGGGCUAUUUUACAAAACUACCAGUAGGCAGACUGCAGGGUGUGCCAGGAGGAAAGGGCAGUAUUCUGGGAGUUCAUGGUGUCAGUCAUUCUAAGCAAAAAAUUGUAUGUGUACACGUGUCCUAUUCUGAACAGUUUCCGAGAGACAGCUAUUUCACUGAACAGUUCAGAAUUGUUGGUAAGAAAGAGUUAUUACAUGCUGUCUCUAAUACCAAUAUUUAUUGUUCAAGUGACAAAGUUGGUACAGUUUACCAUAAUACAGUUUUUAAAAUUCCACUGUUGACAUCAGUGCUCUUUGCAACUCAUGUGAGGACAUGGUGUGUAGCUCAUCUGAGUGCAUCUUGACGUUCCUUUACGUGGGCGAUGACUUCGAUAGCUCCGUCUCAGAAACCAUUCAGAUUGAGGUACAUGUACACAGAGUUCUUUUUUGGUUAGAAUGACUGAUGCUGUGACCCCCCAGAAUACUGACCUUUCCUCCUGGGACACUGUACAGUAUUGAAUGGUGAACUAAAAAAGGGAGUUAAACUAUAAGAAACCAUAGUCAGUAUAGCUGGUGUCCUGGCUGAGAUUUGAACCGAGCACCUCACAAUUAUGGUUCACAGCAUUACUGCUUGUGUCUACUCAUUGGGUGGAAUAUGUCUGUCGGACCAGUGAGUGAUACUGAAAAAACUUCUAAGGCAGUGGACAGUGUGCAGAAUAUUAGUCAUGUUUAUUGCAGGCAGUGGACAGUGUGCAGAAUAUUAGUCAUGUUUAUUGCAAAAUACCAUUGUGCGGAAAAAAAUACAUUUGGUGUAAAUGUAAUUAUUUGUGAAGUAGGCAAUGAAGUCACCCCAUUAAAUUCCCUAGCAACUGUUACAAGAGCACAGUUAUUGCCCAUAGUAGCAGAAGAUGGAGCAGCAGGUAUAGUACUCGUAUUGGGUGUCAUCUCCACAGUGUAUCCUCUUACUGCUCAAAAUAAACUGAAACAAUGUUAAUUUGUGA